GGGCAGCCGGCGGGCUCGGGGGGCAAAGCGGCUGGCGGGGGCUGCUGCCCGUGCCCGUGCCCCUCGCAGCCACCCGCUCCACAGCCCCAGCCGCCGGCCGCCGCCCCGCAGGCCGGGGAGGACCCUACGGAGACGAGCGACGCGCUGCUGGUCCUGGAGGGCUUGGAGUCGGAGGCCGAGAGCCUGGAGACCAACAGCUGCUCGGAAGAGGAGCUCAGUAGCCCGGGCCGCGGAGGAGGAGGGGGCGGCCGGCUGGUGCUGCAGCCCCCGGGGCCCGAUCUGCCCCCAGCGCCUUUCCCGCUGCAGGACUUGGUUCCUUCUGGCCGGCCCAGCCGAGCCGAGCAGCAGCAGCAGCUGCCACCGCCACCACCGCCGCCUGUCGGGCUCCUUCGGCCCCUCGCGGGUCCCUCUCGGAAGGGCUCCUUCAAGAUCCGCCUCAGCCGCCUCUUUCGCACGAAGAGCUGCAACGGCGGCUCGGGCGGCGGAGACGAGACCGGCAAGAGGCCUUCAGGAGAGCUGGCUGCCUCCGCCGCGAACCUCACCGACGUGGGAUGCUCUGCUGGUCGGGAGGUGGACGCGGGGAGGAAACCCAGGUUGACAAGAACUCAAAGUGCCUUUUCUCCGGUCUCCUUCAGCCCCCUGUUCACAGGUGAAACAGUGUCACUUGUGGAUGUGGACAUUUCUCAGCGGGGGUUGAGCUCCCCACACCCUCCAACUCCCCCUCCUCCUCCGAGAAGAAGCCUCAGCCUCCUAGAUGAUAUCAGUGGGACGCUGCCUACAUCUGUCCUUGUGGCUCCGAUGGGGUCCUCCCUGCAGUCUUUUCCCCUUCCUCCACCUCCUCCGCCCCAUGCCCCAGAUGCGUUUCCCCGGAUUGCUCCACUCCGUGCCCCCGAGUCCUUGCACAGCCAGCCACAGCAGCACCUGCAGUGUCCCCUCUACCGGCCCGACUCGAGCAGCUUCGCAGCCAGCCUCCGCGAGCUGGAGAAGUGUGGUUGGUAUUGGGGACCAAUGAAUUGGGAAGACGCAGAGAUGAAGCUGAAAGGGAAGCCAGAUGGUUCUUUCCUGGUGCGAGACAGCUCUGACCCGCGCUACAUCCUGAGCCUCAGUUUCCGGUCCCAGGGGAUCACCCACCACACUAGGAUGGAGCACUACCGAGGAACCUUUAGCUUGUGGUGUCAUCCCAAAUUUGAGGAUCGCUGUCAGUCCGUGGUAGAGUUCAUCAAGAGAGCCAUCAUGCACUCCAAGAACGGGAAGUUCCUCUAUUUCCUGAGAUCCAGGGUUCCAGGGCUGCCUCCAACUCCAGUUCAGCUGCUCUACCCUGUGUCCCGAUUCAGCAACGUCAAAUCCCUCCAGCACCUUUGCCGAUUCCGGAUCCGCCAGCUCGUGCGGAUAGAUCACAUCCCAGACCUCCCACUGCCUAAACCUCUGAUCUCUUACAUUCGGAAGUUCUACUACUAUGACCCUCAGGAAGAGGUGUACCUUUCUCUAAAGGAAGCCCAGCUCAUUUCCAAACAGAAGCAAGAGGUGGAGCCCUCCACGUAGCGAGGACCCUUGCCAGUGACCACCAAGGCGUUUGGUUGUCAAGCUCGUCUGAGCUGUGGAGUUCACAUGAAGAGGAGGUGGAGGAGGAAAGUGGGAACGGGAAGGGCUGGGAUUCCCUCCGCCAGGCCUGGGGCUUGGAGAAAGCGCACAGCCGGCCCGGAUGGGCUCCACAUCACACCCACCUUGUAUGCCAGACAGAUGGAUGGGCGGACGGACAGACAAGAAGUGCUCCUGGAAAUCUGGAAGAAGUCUCAACACUGUUUCUUUUAGAAGUUUUGUUUUUGCUCUUUUGUGUUUCUCGGUAUGGAAACUCCUGUUGAAGGCAGCCGGGCUUUGUGCCUGUGGGAUGGGCAUGGGGAGGGCAUGCAGUUCUGAGGGCAAGAGGCUGGGGUGGGAGGCAGGGAGCAGGACUGAGGGCAUGCCCGCACAAGGGUGGAGCUGGUGGAGUAGGCUGGAGGAAGGAGCGCCACCCUGUUCUUGUCUUCAAGGCCUCGAACCCUCAUUUGAGAGUCACCUUCAUGGAAGCUGUGUUAUUUUGCUCUGGAACCUGAACUGAGCUAUUCUCCCGCCACCCUGAAGUGGUUCCCUCAAGGUGUCGGCUGCAGCGGUCCUGUCGCCACAUGGGUGCUUUCCCAUGCUCUGACCUGGCAUGUCCGGAGGCCCUGUGCCCUCCUGCAUUUGCCAGCCAGAGAGAACGAGGCCCGGAGAGGGGGAGGCCGAGCUCUGCCUUUCUGGGCCCAUGAGGUCCCAGCCUUGCGGGGUCCUUGAGUACAGCAGAAGAGGGCAGCCCAGUUCCUGCUUCAGGGUCCUCACGGGCCCCCUUGCUGCUGGGAGAUGGCAAGGGCUACGUCAUUUCCCUGCCUCCUGCCAGCCCACACCUUGCCAGACCGUCUGCUGCCCUCGCUCUGCCCGAGUCUGGAAGGUCCCCAGGAAGAGGCAGGGUGCUCAGAGCCUCUCGGUGCGCGUGCUGGAGGAGGCUUGCUGCCGCCCUUGUUAGUCUGCUACACGGUUGCUCCUGGACUGCGUCAUCCCGAAGGGUCAGUGACAUCCUCGGUCUGGGGAGAGGACUCCUCACCAGGAAGCACUGGCCUCACGCAGAGCGCUGAGCAGAGGUCCCUGGCCACGGGCACCAGCGCAGAACCGGCUUUGCAGCAGCAGAGUGCACUUCCUGUGGUGCUCAACCCUCCUAGGACCAACCACGUGACCCCAGAAAGGUCCUUCUAGUCUGCAGAAGGUGCCACCUGCUGUAGUGCUGCCCGGCUGCAAUGGGGCCUUUGGGCUGGGCAACCGUCUGGGACCCCACAGUCAGCCACCCAUAAGUUUAAUAAGAGCAGGCUGUACGCAUGGCUCUGGGGUGGACGCGGUGGGCUCCGCCAGGUGGAAGACAUGGUUGCCUCCUGAGGGAACCUUCAGAGUAUGCGCAAAGUCACUGGAGAGCGCUGUGGCAGAGAAGCGGGGACUGUUGACAUUCAGAGUGGGCAAGAUGGGAGACCAGAUGGUCUGGAAGAGCCGUGGUGAUGAGGCUUGGGUGUGGGCCGCGCAGCCUGUGGAGAAGGGCAGGACUUGAGCCAGGCAGCUCCAGGCGGCGCCUGGGCCCUGCGCAGUCCUGACCCGCACUGAAGUCCGGUUCCCAGGCAGGCAGAGGCCACGGCUCACGGGGUGGGCGGUGGGAGGUGAGGUCGGCACCUCUGCUCCACUCUUUGGAGUGAGGUCCGCCCUGUGGGCCUUUGGCCUGCUCUGUGCCCCGGGGGAGGGUGCUGAUCGAUAGCUGCUGGAGCCUUUCUCAGAGUGACGAGGGUGGGCUGCAGCCAUAGGUGGCAUGGAUGGCAUGU
Octodon degus (degu) is the source of this 3374-nucleotide messenger RNA. RefSeq names its product suppressor of cytokine signaling 7 (gene Socs7). The transcript is spliced from 10 exons. NCBI's taxonomy places the organism in Eukaryota, Metazoa, Chordata, Mammalia, Rodentia, Octodontidae. The record is from RefSeq and is a predicted model, not a curated record. The annotation marks the transcript as partial. Gene Ontology annotation, molecular function: 1-phosphatidylinositol-3-kinase regulator activity. Gene Ontology annotation, cellular component: phosphatidylinositol 3-kinase complex. Gene Ontology annotation, biological process: intracellular signal transduction; phosphatidylinositol phosphate biosynthetic process.